Galeopterus variegatus (Sunda flying lemur) is the source of this 714-nucleotide messenger RNA. RefSeq names its product sperm-tail PG-rich repeat containing 2 (gene STPG2). The annotation marks the transcript as partial. The transcript is spliced from 6 exons. The record is from RefSeq and is a predicted model, not a curated record. Lineage: Eukaryota; Metazoa; Chordata; Mammalia; Dermoptera; Cynocephalidae.
AUGCGCGCGAGGCCGGGCUGGUUUUCGGUCAUCUGCCCUGGGGGAGGAGACCGGAGGAAACCUUGCGUUUCUCCGCCCCGGGUCUUGCCCCGACCGCUCUGUGAUUGGGGCGAGGAAUCAGGUCGCUCUCCUGAGGCUGCAUCGACCGCAGUCCUGCGAGGGAGAGGGGCGCAGUCAGCGGUGGAUAUCCUUAUCUCUGGAUAUAUUGCAGGUGGCUAUGCACCAUUUCUUUCUUUGACUGCCAGAGAAAGUGCUUUUACUGUUGCCUCUAGCACUGAGAAAGCUUUUCCAGGCCCAGGACAUUAUAAUGUUUCAGAAGCACAGAAAAUUUCAACAGCACCUGUGGCUACCAGAAAUUUUGAUGUUCCUUCAAUUCCUUCUUAUGGACAGUCAUAUGGUUAUCAUAUUAAUGAGGAUGGCAGUAUUAUAAAACACUUUCCACCUGCUAGUGACCCUACAAUAGGUCCAGCAUAUUACAAACCUCAAUUUGAUGUUUCCAAUGCAACUUUGAAAUACAAAGGUAUACAUUUUGGUAAUUCUCUGGGAAGACAAGAGUUACCUAAAAAGUCAGGUCCUGGUCCUGGACAGUAUGACAUAGAACAGGAAAAGAGAUUACAUUAUGAAAAUAUUAAUAUCAAGAAAGAUCAACAGCAAAAUUAUUGCUCAUUUAUCCCACGAUUUUAUGACAUAAUAAUAUUGCAGGAGGAGAAAAAG